GCGCUCCGAGCCCCUCCCGGCCGGCGGGAACGGCGGCGGCGGGGCCCGAUGGCGAGACCCGGCUCUGCGUGCCCUCCGCCCGCCCGCCGGGUGAUGGUGGCCGCCCGGGCGCUGCUCUUCUGGGCGCUGGUUUACAGCUACUGCGGGGUGUGCGCCUGCAUCGCCGGGCUGCGGCUGCUGUGGAGCAUCGGCCGGCGGCCGGGCGAGACCUUCCGCUGGGUGGUGCGGGAGAACCCCCCCGCCUGCCUCAACGACCCCUCCCUGGGCACCCACUGCUACGUCCGCAUCAAGGAUUCAGGGUUACGAUUCCACUAUGUGGCUGCUGGAGAAAGGGGCAAACCACUCAUGUUGCUGCUUCAUGGCUUUCCAGAAUUCUGGUAUUCUUGGCGCCAUCAAUUGCGGGAAUUUAAAAGUGAAUAUCGAGUGGUGGCCCUGGAUUUGAGAGGUUAUGGAGAAACAGAUGCUCCUCCUCACAAGGAAAAUUACAAGUUAGAUUGCCUGAUAGCAGACAUAAAGGAUAUUUUGGAAUCUCUAGGAUACAACAAGUGUGUGUUGAUUGGCCAUGACUGGGGAGGAAUGAUCGCUUGGUUAGUGGCCAUAUGUUACCCUGAAAUGGUGACUAAGCUGAUUGUGGUUAAUUUCCCUCAUCCUUCUGUAUUUACAGAAUACAUUCUACGACAUCCAUCACAAUUGAUUAAAUCUGGUUACUACUUCUUUUUCCAAAUGCCAUGGUUUCCUGAAUUCAUGUUUACACUAAAUGAUUUCAAGGUUCUGAAAAGUUUAUUUACCAGCCAGGCCACUGGAAUUGGAAGGAAAGGCUGCCGAUUAACUGCAGAAGAUAUUGAAGCUUAUCUCUAUGUCUUUUCACAACCUGGAGCAUUAACAGGACCUAUGAACCAUUACAGAACUAUUUUCAGCUGUGCAGGGAGCAGCCGAUGACACCAGCUGGGAUGUCCAAGGGCCUCGGGGCUGCCUGGCUGCCCAGCGGCUCCCCAGCCCUGCAGCUGCUCCGCAGGAGCCCCGGGCAGGGCUGAUGAGCAGCCCCGAGCGCUGCUCGUUCCAUCGGCCACAGCACCUCGCUCCACUGCGUGUGCACAUUAACCAGAUGCUCCUCUGACAGCAGCAGUGAUGUGCCUGUGAGAGCUGAAUUGCUCUGGGAGUCACAUGGGACAAAUGGAAGAGUUGUGAGUGCUUAAACUACUGUUUCAGGCCUUUUCAGACUCAAAAAGAAAGUGUAGUAUCAGUUAUAAGUCAGAAAGUAUCUUCACAGCUGUUAAUUCCUCUGUGUGUUUUGUAUCUUUGUGCAUUGUUUGCUUUAUUCUUCUAAUGAAAUUACACCUGCACUGAAUUCAGAGAAUCUUAUUUAGGUGCUAUCAGCCACAAUGCAGCAGGCUUUGGACUGGAACAAAAAGAUCAGUCAUUCAGUUUUUGUCAUCAGUUCUGAUGGUCACGCCUUUGGGGAUGGGAAUCGCUGAAUAUGAAAACUGGGUUGGAAUUUUCCCUUUCUCUCAUCUAAGUCAUUAAGCAUCACUUGGAUGCUAAUCACUUGUAUUCAUCAUAACUCCCAGAGGGCUGAUACUGGUGACCUAAGUGUUAAAGGUUUCCAACUCAUUACUAUCCACUUGGAAUUUCAUUUUUCAGAGCCUGAUUUUUCUGGAAUGUUAUUUCCAAAGAGGUGAUUGAAAUAACCUACUUCCAUCCAUCACCAACACAUCUUUUUAUAAAUAGCACUGUGGUCAUUCCCUUCACUAUAACACUCUGAGAAUAAUUCCAUAAACUUUUUCUGUCGUGUUUGGUUAAGAAGAGAUAGGUAAGAAGCUGGAACUUGAAUUUCUUCUGUUACACCUUUUGUUUAGCAAAUGGGAUUAGUUCUCUUAGAACAGUUAAAAAGUGCUGCACUGUUUACAGAAAAGCUGUGUAACAAUGCUGUAUGAAGUCUGUUUUUCAAAGACAUUAAUAUUUCAUGAAUGGAACUUUCUAAAUGUGAAAUCUGUGCAUUAAUUGUUAUUAAAGGAGAUUUCUAGAAACUUCAGGCAUAAUUAUAAUUUCUCAUAUUCCACACUGCACAGAAAUAUAGGCAAUGAAAAGUGACUGAAAAAGGCUGUAAAAAAAAAAGCCUGUAUAAAGCCUGAUAUAGUUUACCUAAGUGAGACUACAAAUCUUGCAAGGCACAAAACAAUAAACUCUACAGAAGUGAAAAAACACACAUGUUAAUAGUGAAGAGAUCCAGGAUACUGGAUUAAAAGUUAAAGAGGUUAGUGUAUAUGCACUGAAUCAUCAUCAGAUUGUCAGUUUUUAAAAUUGAUACUAUGAAUAAGCUGUAGUUCAGUGGGUGAGAUCAGGCUAUUUGCAAAAUGAUAUUUAAAUGCACUGGUUAAAAAGGCCCUGUUAAGAAUUUUUGUAAUUCAUCAAUCAAAAUGAAAUGAUUAUCCGAAGUGAUCUUUUAUUAACAUUUCCUGUCUUUACAUGUAAGCAGAGAGGAAGAAUGUAUUCAAAGUCUCAAUUUCUUUGUCUUACUUUAAGCUAAGACAUGUCACCUUCUUUGUCUUUCUUUCCUAACUAACUCCUAAUUUUAAAACUAGUACUUACAUAUGUCAUAGAAUUUAUUAUUAUAAUUUAUAUAUUAUUAUUUAUUUAGGAAAUCUUUUUUAUAUAUUACUGGUUUUAAAAAGUCCUAUUUUUGCAUCAAUAUAAUGAAGAUUUGUAUCUGAUCAGAUGGAAUCUGUUUUGAGUUGUCACAGCUAGUCUGUCACUAUAUGUGGCUAAAAGUAGGCAAUUCAAAAAAAUUUUUUAGCAUUGUUGAAAUGUGCUGGAAUUCUGAUGGGUCGUUCAUUCUAGCUACUUGCAUCUUUCAUAAUGUCUCUAAUAUGAGGUAAUAUUUAUAAAAUAUUCAUUUUAAAGAACUGUAUUAAGAAAAAAAAAAUUAAAAUUACUGAAAGUUUAAAUAGGUCAUUUUGAUAGAACUUGGAGUCACUGUUUUUUUGGUAUUGUACAAGACAUCAUGGAACCUAGAAAGUUUACAAUGAGAUUCACUUCAUUGAUUGCAAAGGCUGUGUUGAAUGAAAUAUGUCUUGGUGGUUUUUUAUUAAAAUGAGACCUAACUAAAUGUGGUUUAUUU
Molecule: messenger RNA, 3118 nt
Organism: Parus major (Great Tit)
Lineage: Eukaryota; Metazoa; Chordata; Aves; Passeriformes; Paridae
Gene: EPHX4
Product: epoxide hydrolase 4
Exons: 7
Coding region: 49-939 (296 amino acids)
Molecular function (GO): hydrolase activity
Source: RefSeq, a predicted model, not a curated record